Acanthoscelides obtectus is the source of this 343-nucleotide messenger RNA. The record is from the annotation of a GenBank genome assembly. Lineage: Eukaryota; Metazoa; Arthropoda; Insecta; Coleoptera; Chrysomelidae.
ACAGUUGCUAUUUAUAUCUCUGAAUGCCUAAGUCACAGAACCAUCUGAAGAGAAAAGUAUCGAUGACUUUGUUUCAAUCAAAAGCAAGACCUUGUUCAGUCAACUCAAAAUUGAUGACAGCUUUCCAGACGUGUGUCCAACUUCAUGGCCACAGAAUGAUUCUUUUCAGCAUGCUAAGAAUAAGAUGCAAACACUAAUAGCAGUUAACAAUAUGGCAGAAAGAGCAGUCAAGUUAAUGAAACACUUUCAUGGCUUAAUGACUGCUGUUGAGGAACAAAAACAAUUUUUAUUACAUUGCGUACAAGAACAUAGGCAGGUACUGUAAAAUGAAAACUUUGAAAAG